Molecule: messenger RNA, 6987 nt
Organism: Hyalella azteca
Lineage: Eukaryota; Metazoa; Arthropoda; Malacostraca; Amphipoda; Hyalellidae
Exons: 29
Coding region: 422-4876 (1484 amino acids)
Biological process (GO): proteolysis
Cellular component (GO): membrane; extracellular region
Molecular function (GO): serine-type endopeptidase activity; chitin binding; protein binding
Source: RefSeq, a predicted model, not a curated record
AGAGCUAUAGUAACGAUGAAAGGGGAACAAUUUUUACGAGCAAGCUGGACACUUUCAUCGUGACAAAUGUUGAAGUAGUCGUGGAAAGUUUUAAACAAUUGUGUUAGAUAUAUAAUAGCCUGCACAAACCAUUAACUUUGAAAUUGAUAUAAAACUAGUCUCGGUGCUUUAAAAUUAAUCUCAGUGAAUGUUUUUAGAGUGUUGAAAACAUACCAAAUUUAAAAUUAGAUUUUAAAGGAAUUUUAUACUUUAAUGUUUGUAGCUUCAAACCGAAUCAGAAAAUUAUCUGUUGUUAAGUGCAAACAUUUUUCGAUAUUUGUUAUUUAUCUCUCUAAGCAUCGCAUUUGCUCUGUAGCUUUGAAUUUCAAUUAGAAUUUAUCUCAGUGAAACAAAAUACUCGUGAGCAGCUAACAGAGGCAUCAUGGCAGUGCUUGGAAUCUCAAUUGUGCUGCUGGCUUCUCUUCUCGGAUCAUCAGCAUCGGGUGACCAAGACCCGCGAUGCGAGGCGCCGUUCGGAAGCUUCCCAGACCCUGCGCACUGCGACCGCUACACCGCCUGCUGGGACGGCCGGGGCUACACGCAGCAGUGCGGUGACGGCAUGGUCUUCAACCCAGUCACCAAGCGCUGUCAGCACGGUCUGCAGUGCCCAGGUGAGGCAUGGUCUUCAACCCCGUCACCAAGCGCUGUCAGCACGGUCUGCAGUGCCCAGUCGUACGUACUUCCUGUGCUGAGAGUACAGCAAGAUAUUGUUCCUGUACUGCGAGUACAGCAAGAUAUUGUUCCUGUGCUGAGAGUACAGCAAGAUAUUGUUCCUGUACUGCGAGUACAGCAAGAUAUUGUUCCUGUACUGCGAGUACAGCAAGAUAUUGUUCCUGUACUGCGAGUACAGCAAGAUAUUGUUCCUGUACUGCGAGUACAGCAAGAUAUUGUUCCUGUACUGAGAGUACAGCAAGAUAUUGUUCCUGUACUGAGAGUACAGCAAGAUAUUGUUCCUGUACUGCGAGUACAGCAAGAUAUUGUUCCUGUACUGCGAGUACAGCAAGAUAUUGUUCCUGUACUGCGAGUACAGCAAGAUAUUGUUCCUGUGCUGAGAGUACAGCAAGAUAUUGUUCCUGUACUGAGACUCGGACUUCGGUCAGGCGCCCCACCUUCAGGCGAGCUGGUGCGCCUCGUGCAGGGCCUGAACGCCCGUGACGGCCGCCUCACGGUCCUCCACAACGGGCAGUGGGCGUACGUCCUCUCCACGGGCCUGCCUGCAGCCGUCGCCCGUCUUACCUGCCGUCAUCUCGGCCACCCAAAUGCAGAGAGCAGCAGUCGCGUGGUGCCUCUGAACAGAGGGGCGAUGCCCAUGGUGGUGAUGUCGUGCCCAGACGGUGCCCAGCUCAUCACUCAGUGCACGGCCCAGACCUGCACAGACUGUGGUCCCAACUCACCCAUUGCAACCAUCAGGUGUAUGCGGGAGUCGUCGUCGAGGUGUCCUGACGGAGGUGUGGGACGGUGGGAGGCCUGGCGGGGCGCCUGCUACCUCGUGAGCAGCGAGAGCCAACACAGGGGCGACGCGGCGGCAGCCUGUCGCGCCCUCGGGGCGAACCUUGCUGAUGUUCAGUCGCAGGAGGAGCACGCGUGGUUGUCCGCUCUGCUCAGCGGCGAGCAGAACGCCACUCACUACUACACCGCCGGGCAGCUCGAGUCUGACCUCCAGUGGCGGUGGCGGGAGUCUCGAACACCGCUCACCUACGCCAGGUGGUGGCACGGCUGGAACAGCACUGCUGACAGCUCUUUGGCCCCCACGGCGCCCCCCACGGCAACCUGCUUGGUGCUGCGCCACGCCUUCCCUCUGACGCCCUCGUCGACCUCCUCCUCCAGCGCCAGCUUCUUCUUCUUCAGCCCCGAGGACUGCCUGGCCGAGCGCGGGUUUGUCUGCAAGGCCUCCAAGAAGGAAGUUGGCUGUCGGGACGGUGCCGGGACAAGUUACGACGGGACCGCCGACAUCUCCAUCUCAGGCCGGGCCUGCAUGCGCUGGGACGACCGCCGUCUCAACAACAUCGGGUCCAGCGGCCGCACGGGCCGCUCCAGCGUCCCAUUCGACCUGGGACUUCUGGGCCCACAUAACUUCUGCAGAAAUCCAGACGCGUCCCCGGCCCCGUGGUGCUAUGUUGCACCUGAUGUCCCUGAGCCUUGUGAUGUGCCGCUCUGUGCUUCACAGACGCUCAUAACUCAAAGCAGCGCCUCGGUGUCCCAGGGCAGGAGCACUACUGGGUCUUUGCUGCGCCCCUUCCGCCCCACCAGGAGCCCCCCGGGGACGACGAGGGCGCCACUCAUCCCCACGUCGUCCAUCUUGCCGUCCAUCCUCGCCAUGAUCUCGUCCACCACCACCAGGAGAAGCAACAGGAACGUUAACAACCCUGUCGUCCAGGCGAGCCCUUCGUCGGCUGUCACCAAAGUUCGCUGUACCGCGUCUCAGCUGCAGUGCGUCAACUCGGACGUCUGCGUGGCCAGGGAGCAGCUCUGCGACGGCGUACGGCAAUGCGCACGCGGCGACGAUGAAAGAGACUGCAGCAAGUUCCUACGCGGCUUCGAGCAGUUCAAGGGCAGGACUCUGCUGCUGCAGACCGUCACAGAGGACGUGCAGACCAACGACCUGGGCGUGUGUGCCAAACUCUGCCUUGACAGACCGCAGUGUCGGGGCUUCGUUCACAACGCGGCAUCUCAACGGUGUCAGCUCACCAGGAUCGGUGUGGCGUCAGGAGCUCUGAAGUCUUCAGCGAGCGAAACUUUCUACGAGCUGACGUCACGUAAAUCAUCGUGCGAUGGUCGCCUUCUGUGCGAUAAUCUACGGUGCGUGCACUCCUCGGCUCGCUGCGACGGCCGCGACGACUGCGGCGACAACAGCGACGAGAAGAACUGCCAGCGUUCCUCCUCUCCGUCCCAACAGUCCCCUCAGUCCCAACAGUCCCAACAGUCCCCUCAGUCCCAACAGUCCCAACAGUCCCCUCAGUCCCCUCAAUAUAAACUGCGUCUGGUCGGGGGAUCAGGGGAUCAUGAGGGUAACGUGCAGCUGCUCGUGAAGGACGAGUGGGGGCACGUCUGCGACGACAGCUUCGGCUGGACGGAGGCGGACAGAAUCUGCCGAGACCUCGGCUACCCCGACGCCGCCGCCUACACCAAGAACAACUUCUUCGCGCGCUCCAGGAAAGAAGCCGCUCGCAGUGGCAUCAGGUUUUGGCUGGACGGUGUCACCUGCUCGGGGCAAGAGGAGUCGUUUUUCCAGUGCCACUCCCGGGCCAUCGGACGCCACAACUGCGGCACCACGGAGGUGGCAGGCGUGGUGUGCCGCACAGCGACCUCCACAGCGUGUGGUGCGGGGCAGUUCCAGUGUGGCCGCCAGCCCACCGUGAGCUGCAUCAAGCGGGCCGAGGUGUGCGACGGCACACCCCAGUGCCCUGAUGGCAGUGACGAGCGGAGGGAGAUGUGCGAGGACGUGGGUGUGGUGCGACUGGAGCCUGGCACGACAGUUCGGGCCCGGGGCACCGAUGCGCUGGGCACGAUAUACGUCAAGCACGCGGGCCGCUGGGGCACCGUCUGCGACGACGGCUUCGACAACGCGCAUGCCCAGGUUGUGUGCCGCAGUCUGGGCUAUGAAGAUGGCUGGGCCAUUCCUUACUCAAGAGCCACCCUGGGACGCGGCACUGGAGCGGUUCUGGUGGAUGAACCGAUGUGCCGAGGCACAGAGCAGUCACUCAACGAGUGUCGGGGCAUCAACUGGGGAGUGUCUGACUGCGAUCACUCGGAGGAUGCUGGCGUCUUCUGCUCAGACCCCGAGACCAUCAGACUGGUAGGAGGGUCAGGCCCGCAUCAAGGGCGUGUGGAAGUGAAGCUAUCGGGCGUGUGGGGCACGGUCUGCGACGAUGACUUUGAUGACUACGACGCCUCGGUUGUGUGUCGGUCGUUGGGCUACAGUCAUGGCGGCAUCGCCCACAAGAUUGUGCGUGUGAGGGUGGAAGACGGGGGCAUCUCCUGCUAUACUGACAGGCGAGCCCGCACUCUGGACCUGCAGGCGGUGUCGACACGGUUGUCGUCUGCGUGUGGGCGCGCAGCUCCCGCAGGCAGUUUUGUCACUGAAAACCUCGCGAAGAUCGUGGGCGGCCGCAUUAUUUCCCCCCGCGAGACUCCCUGGUCUGUCUCGCUCAUGAUCCGAGAAGGGAACAAACUGCGCCACAACUGCGGCGGCGUAAUCAUCUCCGAGGACCUUAUCCUGACGGCGGCGCACUGCUUCAAGAAGCAUCCUAAGCAGAACUACGUCAUCAGGGUCGGUGAACACGACCUGCUUGCCGAGGACCAGGGCCAGAAGGACUACCUUAUUGACAAGCUGUGGGUACACGACGAGUUCGACACCAACAUCGAGUUCAACAACGACAUCGCUGUGCUCAAAGUGAUGAAAGUCAACGGCAGGGCAUUACAGCUGGGCAACGGGGUGGUGGAGGCCGUGUGUCUGCCGGCUGGGGAGGAGCGCAACAAAGAUCUGCGGGGCUGCAGCAUCACAGGCUGGGGGACGCUCACAGAGAACGCCCCUGCCGUGCCUCAGAGGCUACCGCGGGUGGGCGGCGUUGAGAUCUACGACAUGGCGACGUGUACGACAUCGAGCGGCUACGGCAGAUUUGAGGUUACGUCAGGCAUGACGUGCGCCGGUCGUCUUGACGGUCGCGUGGACACGUGUACUGGUGACAGCGGUGGCCCUCUCACGUGCAUCGUGAACGGCAGACACGUGCUUUACGGCAUCACGUCGUGGGGCAAAGGGUGUGGGCAGAGAGGCAAGCCUGGCAUGUACACUAAAGUCACCAAGUUCCUCAGAUGGUUGAAUCAAUUUGUUAGCUAAGUUAGAGCGUGUAAUAUUUUUCAGCCUUACUUGGUUUCUGGGCACGAAAAUGACUUUUUCAACGCACGGGAACCGGAACUCGUGUAUUUCUCUCUUACAGAGAGUCCAACAAACAACUUAUUUUAUGUAUUAGUUUUUUCUAAGAUUGCCCUUGCCCCAGUGGCAGAACAGUAAGAACUUAGUAUUGUCACGCAGUUUUCGUGAAAAAAAAAUGCUCGAGGUUCCAUACUUUUAUGUUACCACAAUAACAUGUCUCCAUUCCAUUGUUAUUUUCCGUUAUCUUUCUAUGAACAUUUAUGACGAACGUCCGCGGCCAUGGUGGCUCCAGCUCGCAUAUCAUCAAGCGUCAAGAUACAAAUCAUCUUAAAAUGUGAUAUUCUUGAUGCUCACACGCGGAUGCUUUGUAAAAAGACUGUCAUAAAGCCAUAAGUCUCUCCGUCUCUCGUCACAUUAAAGUGUAAAUAAAAUAUGUACAUCUUGUACCGGUGUAAGCAUUCCAGCAUCUGUAGCCGCAAGAUCCAGCGUGGUAUAGACUUCGGUUUUCCAUUUAAUAAAAUCGUUUAUACUAAUUGUCCGGAGGUCCGCGAUUUCGAUGUCAUCGUCAACGGUUAUCGUCUUGCCAUGUCAAAAUCAUCUUGCACUCGCAUUCAAGACCGCUUAAAGCGAUUAAUUUGGCAAUACUGAUUAUUAUAUCAUAAUGUGAUCAUAUUUCCUUGAGAUCAUAGUGUAACUUUCAAAAAUGUUUAUAUGUGGCAUGUAUAUUUUUCGGCAUCCAAAUCUGGAAUGGCUCGUAAAUUUAUUUGCACUAUUGUGAGAUUCAAGUGAAAAGCUAUUCUCUAUAGAGAUACUAUCAAGCCCAACAAUAGCUUAUUUGCUCACUUGCACCAUUCAUUGUACCCCCAGCGCUGUUAUAAGAAGCGACAGUACGCCCACCUUCAUUUACGUAACAACUGUCAGAAAAUCUUCAUGAAAUUGUCGAAAAUGACACAGCCUCACAGGAUACGAUCUCAUGGAUGAACUGAAGCCUUCGGUCACGUUCAAAACAAAUGUAUUGCCGACCAUUCAUGAGGAUUUGUCAUUACAAUUUUUUGCAUAUUGAUUGAAACUGCUAUCCGUGUUUAGCGAGCAGUAAUUGUUGAUGCUUUGUAUUUGUAUAAAUUAUAACAUAGAGUCAGUAGGAGAUGUAAAAAAAUGAAUUUCCGGAACAAAACAUUUUUCACGAAAUGUUUUCAUACAGAAGUACGACGAGAAAUUUCAGAAAUCAUUUUUUGUAUUUCAGAUAAAUGAAAAAUAUAAUAAUUGACGUUUGCUUUGAUUCUAGAACAUUUCAAAAUCCAAAUGUCGCAUCGCUGUUAAAUCUCAUGCUUCGAAUUUUGGUUUUCUUCUAACGAUAUUAGAUUGAAGAGUGACUCAAUUUUAUGUCAUUCAAUAGUUAACGAAGCAUUAACGCCAGCUAUUCAUCCAGUCCCGAUCCAUCACAUGUUGCGUUGUAUUCAACAUUCAUCGACUUCUUCCACUGAAUCUGGACACGCUUCUAUGGCUUAUAUUUGAAGUUAUUUCCUAAACAAUGUUCUUAAAUUUAAUUAUUUAUGUACUUAAUUCUUUUUUUCAACAGCAUUCAACUCCAAGUCGUCCGUACCUUAUUUGUAAAGUUUUAAUUCAGAGCGCAGAAUCCGCAAACUGGUCGGGUUGAUUCGCAUUUGUAUCAUCAAUGAAUAUUUAUCAGGCUUUGUGAUGGGAACAGAUUAUAAGCGCCAUCUUUACAGUUCCGAUAAUAAAGGAAGUUAACCUAACUGUGCAGAUUAUGAUUAUGUUUCUGAUUUAAUAAGUUAUACAUAUAUCACAGCUCAAUCUGAAGCGAGAUAGCCCGACUGAAGUAUGCAUGUUGUUAAAUUUUGUGUUAACAUGUCGCUAAACCUUAUUAAUGAUCAAAAUUCAUAAGUUUCAUUUUAGAAAACUGAAAUCGUCCGAAAAAAAGUUGCUGUAAGGCUGCAAGCAGUUUUUGGAUUCAGUAAAUUAUGUUUAAGGCCCAGAAUCUAGGCUGUAGCAGAGGGCAUUUGUUGUUAAGUUUGUAUGGUGCGCAGUUGUGAUAAUAAAACAUUCAACCUUUG